AUGGACGAGGCCGUGGGCGACCUGAAGCAGGCGCUGCCCUGCGUGGCCGAGGCGCCGACCGUCCAUGUGGAGGUCCACCAGCGGAGCGGCAGGGGAGCCGGCACUGCAAAAAAAGAAGAUCUAAAGCUGAGUGUUAGAAAGCUCCUCAAUAGACAUAAUAUUGUGUUUGGCGAUUACACAUGGACUGAGUUUGAUGAGCCUUUUCUGACCAGAAACGUGCAGUCUGUGUCCAUUGUUGACACGGAAUUAAAGGCUAAAGAUCCACAGCCCAUUGAUUUGAGCAUGUGCACUAUUGCACUUCACAUCUUCCAGCUGAAUGAAGAUGGCCCCAGCAGUGAAAAUUUGGAGGAAGAGACAGAAAAUAUAAUUGCGGCAAACCACUGGGUGCUGCCUGCAGCUGAAUUCCACGGGCUUUGGGACAGCCUGGUGUAUGAUGUGGAAAUCAAAUCUCACCUCCUUGACUACGUGAUGACAGCGUUGCUGUUUUCAGACAAGAACGUCGACAGCACCCUCGUCGCCUGGAACCGGGUGGCUCUGCUUCACGGUCCUCCAGGAACUGGAAAAACAUCCCUGUGUAAAGCUUUAGCGCAGAAAUUGACCAUCAGACUCUCAAGCAGGUACCGGUAUGGCCAGUUAAUUGAAAUAAACAGCCACAGCCUCUUCUCUAAGUGGUUUUCAGAAAGUGGCAAGCUGGUAACUAGGAUGUUCCAGAAGAUUCAGGAUUUAAUUGAUGACAAAGAUGCUCUGGUGUUUGUGCUGAUUGACGAGGUGGAGAGCCUAACGGCUUCCCGCAACGCCUGCAGGGCGGGUGCCGAGCCUUCGGAUGCCAUCCGCGUAGUCAACGCCGUGUUGACCCAAAUCGAUCAGAUCAAAAGGUAA
Lipotes vexillifer (Yangtze River dolphin) is the source of this 879-nucleotide messenger RNA. It is a transcript of the gene TRIP13, whose product is annotated as thyroid hormone receptor interactor 13. Lineage: Eukaryota; Metazoa; Chordata; Mammalia; Artiodactyla; Lipotidae. Gene Ontology annotation, cellular component: nucleus; chromosome. Gene Ontology annotation, biological process: meiotic recombination checkpoint signaling; reciprocal meiotic recombination. The coding region runs from base 1 to 879 and encodes 292 amino acids. The transcript is spliced from 9 exons. The record is from RefSeq and is a predicted model, not a curated record. Gene Ontology annotation, molecular function: ATP hydrolysis activity; ATP binding.